Molecule: messenger RNA, 2226 nt
Organism: Pseudophryne corroboree (corroboree frog)
Lineage: Eukaryota; Metazoa; Chordata; Amphibia; Anura; Myobatrachidae
Gene: MYEF2
Product: myelin expression factor 2
Exons: 17
Coding region: 131-1858 (575 amino acids)
Cellular component (GO): ribonucleoprotein complex; cytoplasm; nucleus
Molecular function (GO): mRNA binding
Source: RefSeq, a predicted model, not a curated record
GCGGGACAUAGGCGCUAGUCUCGCGAGAACUCUCACCGAUUACGCACUCGGAGAAGAAAAGACGUUGCGGCCUUUUGAAACCUUUCUCCGUAGACGACCCGUGUAGUGAGGACGCUCCGAGACAGCCAGGAUGGCAGACAUCGACCAGCAAGAUUCCCAGGACGCCCUAAACAACAACGGCAGCGAUAACGAAAGCGCGGGAGACGACCAGUGCGACGCCAGCAUGGCGGAGGAGAGCAAUUCCAAUGGCGUGAAGAAAGAAAAUGAUGAGUCCAAUAAAGAUGAGAAAUCUUCACUUAAGGAAAAAUCUGCUGGAAACAGAAAAGGAAACAGAUUCCACCCAUAUGGAAAAGAUAAAUCUGUCUCUGGUGACAAGAAGGGUCAGAGUCGGAAUAGGGUGUUCGUCAGCAAUAUUCCAUAUGACAUGAAGUGGCAAUCCAUCAAAGACCUCAUGAGAGAGAAAGUUGGUGAGGUUACAUACGUGGAGCUCUUUAAGGAUGCUGAAGGAAAAUCAAGGGGCUGCGGUGUUGUGGAGUUUAAAGAUAUGGAAUUUGUAUCAAAGGCUUUAGAAGUUAUGAAUAAGCAUGAUUUAAAUGGAAGACCCCUUAACAUCAAAGCUGAUCCAGAUGGAGAGCAUGCGCGAAGAGUUCUGCAGCGUACUGGAGGGCCGUUUCCUGGGGGUCAUAACACUGAAAUGGGCCCUGGAAUAAUGAAUCUCCCGCCUUCCAUCGUUAACAAUCCUAACAUUCCUCCUGAUAUAAUCAGCGCACUAAGAGCUGGGCGACUAGGAACAACAGUCUUUGUUGCCAAUCUGGACUUCAAAGUCGGAUGGAAAAAACUAAAGGAAGUUUUCAGCAUUGCUGGAAAUGUGAAGAGAGCGGAUAUUAAAGAAGACAAAGAUGGCAAAAGUCGUGGAAUGGGGACUGUCACAUUUGAACAAGCUAUUGAGUCUGUGCAAGCAAUCUCUAUGUUCAAUGGGCAAUUUUUGUUUGAUCGGCCGAUGCAUGUCAAAAUGGAUGAUAAAUCUAUCCCCCCUGAUGACUUCCAUGCAGUUGAAAAGGCACCUCAGCUACCGCGUGGUCUGGGCGGUAUUGGAAUGGGGCUUGGACCAGGAGGACAGCCUAUCAGUGCAACACACAUAGGAAUGGGCAACAUGGGUCCAUCAGGUAUGGAUGGUCCUGGCUUUGGUGGAAUAGGUAGAAUGGGAGCAAGUGGAUUUGGUGGCAUGGAUGGCAUAAGUAACAUGUCAGGAUUUAGUGGAGUGAGCCGAAUGACAGACAUGUACAGAGGAGGAAUGGGGAGCAGCAUGGACAGAGACUUUACUCGCAGUGAUAUUGGCUUGAGCCGUGGCUUUGGAGAUUCGUUUGGAGGAAUUGGUAGUGCCAUGGUAGGAAGUUUUGGUGGCAUGGGUUCUUCUUCACUUGGUCCUUUAGGAUCUGGCAUGAGCACUGGAAUGAGUGCUGUGAAUAGUAUGAGUAUGGGCCUUGGUAUGGACAGAAUGAGCUCCAGUUUUGAUCGCAUUGGAGGUGGUUUGGACAGAUCAAUGGACAUGGACAGAGGAUUUGGAGGGUUUGGUUCCUCACAGUUGGGAAGUGGCUUAAGAGAACGGGGAAAUAAAGGAUGUCAGAUAUUUGCUAGAAAUCUUCCAUUUGACUUAACCUGGCAAAAACUAAAAGAGAAAUUUAUGCAGUGUGGUCGUGUAAUGUUUGCCGAGAUAAAGAUGGAAAAUGGCAAAUCUAAAGGCUGUGGAACUGUAAGAUUUGACUCCCCAGAGACAGCCGAGAAGGCAUGCAGAUUAAUGAAUGGAAUAAAAAUCAAUGGCAGAGAAAUUGACGUCCGCUUAGAUCGCAAUGCGUAAUUCCUUUUGUUCUGUAACAUUCCCACAUUUGUUGAGUCUUUUGGUAAAUACAUUUUAGUAACAGUGAAUUGUUCUAAAGGUUAGCUUUUAGUUGCAAGCCUUUAAUAGUGUGGUGUUUAAUGUAUUUUUAUUUUUUUUGGUUAUAUAUUAAGUUUGGUUUUUAAACACCAUGUCUCUAGUCAUUCAGUUUAAAUGAAUCGACAUACUGUUUUUAAUAAAACCAAUUUCUCACAGCUACUUUGAAAGUCUGCAUUGUGGGGUUUUAAUGCUGUAUCUUUGUUCUGGAAUAUAUUCUUUUUGACUUAUGCAGUUCAAAUCCCCAAAGUAACAAAAAUAAACUGGUCUAAACGGUUGCGUGAAACUGGUAA